This is a messenger RNA of Cottoperca gobio, 2752 nucleotides long. It is a transcript of the gene glb1, whose product is annotated as galactosidase, beta 1. The record is from RefSeq and is a predicted model, not a curated record. The transcript has 16 exons. Lineage: Eukaryota; Metazoa; Chordata; Actinopteri; Perciformes; Bovichtidae. The coding region runs from base 199 to 2154 and encodes 651 amino acids. Gene Ontology annotation, biological process: carbohydrate metabolic process. Gene Ontology annotation, molecular function: beta-galactosidase activity.
UACACCACAACAAUAAUACAGCGUCACAUGAUUUUUACUUCCGCAACUCAUGCUGCCACACUCAUUCAAAAAUAUCACAGUGUACUCAGGGAAGUAGGCAACCGUAGCUGACUGUGUUCAAGUAUAUCCCGCAUUAAAAGAUGCUUUAAUUGAAUUGUGUACUUCAACCGGACAGCAAGCCUCGUGUGAAGACUCAACAUGUCUCUGCUCAGAUUUGGAAGCAUUCUGCUGCUGCUGUUUGGACAUUCACUGGCGACACCUCGUUCAUUCAGCUUGGAUUACAAGAACGACUGCUUUCGGAAAGAUGGGGAAGAGUUUCGUUACAUAUCAGGAAGCAUCCAUUACAGCCGGAUCCCCAGAGUCUACUGGAAGGAUCGACUGCUCAAGAUGUACAUGGCAGGACUGAAUGCCAUCCAGACGUACAUUCCCUGGAACUACCACGAGGAGUCUCCAGGACGGUACAAUUUUACCGGAGACAGGGAUGUGGAACACUUCCUUCAGCUGGCACAAGACGUUGGUUUCGUGGUGAUCCUUCGGCCUGGACCCUACAUAUGUGCAGAGUGGGACAUGGGAGGGCUGCCUGCCUGGCUUCUCAACAAGAAAGACAUUGUGCUGCGGUCGUCAGAUCCAGAUUACAUCGCAGCUGUAGAUAAGUGGAUGGGGAAGUUACUGCCAAUGAUGAAGCCUUAUCUCUACCAGAACGGCGGUCCUAUCAUCACUGUACAGGUGGAGAAUGAAUAUGGCAGUUAUUUCGCCUGUGACUACAACUACAUGCGUCACCUAACAAAGCUGUUCCGGUCUCAACUGGGCGAGGAGGUGGUGCUCUUCACCACAGAUGGAGCUGGGCUCAACUACCUCAAGUGUGGCUCAAUACAAGAUCUCUACGCCACGGUUGACUUUGGGCCAGGUGGAAAUGUCACCGCUGCCUUUGCUGCACAGAGACACGCGGAACCUCGUGGACCUUUGGUGAACUCUGAGUAUUACUCUGGCUGGCUGGACCACUGGGGGUCGCGUCACUCCGUCGUGUCGUCUGCCAAAGUGGCCAAGUCCCUCAACGAGAUGCUGGCCGUGGGAGCAAACGUCAACCUAUACAUGUUCAUAGGAGGAACAAACUUUGGAUACUGGAAUGGUGCCAACGCACCAUACGGCCCGCAGCCCACCAGCUACGACUACGACGCCCCGCUCACAGAAGCAGGAGACCUCACAGAGAAGUACUUUGCUAUUCGAGAGGUGAUCAAAAUGUAUCAUAAGAUACCUGAGGGACCAAUACCACCAACAACUCCAAAGUACUCAUAUGGCUCUGUUGGGAAUGAAAAAGGUUGGCGCUCACUCCAGACGAUAUCCGAUGCCUUAGAAACACUUUCUUUCUCCGGCCCUGUCAAAAGCAUGUAUCCUCAGACUUUCAUUGAACUGAACCAGGCCUUCGGUUAUGUGCUCUACAGGACUACACUGCCUGUUAACUGCAACACGCCAACUCCACUGUCAUCUCCGCUGAACGGCGUCCAUGAUAGAGCGUAUGUGUCAGUGGAUGGGGUGGCUGUGGGGAUUCUUGAAAGGGACAAAGCCUUAACUGUCAACGUGACCGGGAAAGCUGGCAGUCAGGUGGACAUACUGGUGGAGAAUAUGGGACGAAUCAACUACGGAAAAUACAUUAACGACUUUAAGGGCCUGGUGUCCAACAUGACUCUGGGGAAAGAUACGCUCACCGGCUGGACGAUGUACAGCCUCAGCAUCGAUGAAGCGGUCAGUCAGGGCCUUCUCGGUGAAACGAAACCAACAGACCUUCCUCCGCCUGCUGCUCUCUCCCUUCCAGCCUUCUAUCAGGGAAACUUCAUCAUUCCUGACGGCAUCCCAGACCUCCCCCAAGACACCUACAUCACGCUGCCCAAAUGGAGAAAGGGACAAAUUUGGAUUAACGGCUUCAACCUGGGACGUUACUGGCCAACUCGAGGCCCUCAGCUGACACUUUUUGUCCCCGCCAACAUCCUCAGCACAGCUGCACCCAACAUUGUGACUGUCCUGGAGCUGGAAGAGGCUCCCUGCAGCUCAGGGCUGUGUAGUGUGGAGUUUACUGCCACCCCCAUCCUGAAUGCAACAGUCCAGUCUGACUACAAACAUCAGAGGAGGCUCUUCACUAAAGACGACUUGUUGUGAUAAUAAGAGAAACUCACUGCUGCACAAAAGGAAUCAAUCUGCACCUUUUUCUGAUGUACAAAUUCUAAUUAGCACUUGUUGUGUGAGCUCGAUGUCUGCCUGAUUUUAAAAAGCUGUAAUGUGUGAAGGAAGGUUCAUUUGGGACACGACAUCAAUGAUUGAAUGUGUCUUUAUGAAAAGUGAUGAAAUGUGUUUGUAGCCAAAUAUUGUAUUUAACAUCACAUCGACUGUGGGCGUAUCUACCUCGUCUGUUUUCUCCUCACAAAGGGAUUAUUGCCUUUUUGAAGCUCUGCCAAAACAUCACAGCAGCCUGUAUUUUAGAAAAUGCUUAAUUUUUUUAUGUGAAAUACACAUCAGGGAAAUACUAUACAGUAUGUAUUCUACAACUACAGAUACAUUGUGGGACUGAUGACAUGUAGCUUUUAUUAACUUUGAAAUUAUUUUGCAUAUACUCUGAACCUGUCUUGAUCAAGCAUUUGCCUUUUAAAUCAAAACAAAAAUUUAAAAAAAGAUUUGAUAAUGCUCCAAGGAUCUCUUUUAAUUCUGUUACUAUAUGCUUAACAGAAUUCUCUAAUAAAAUAUGGAUUACAAUGCUGAA